Symbiodinium necroappetens is the source of this 483-nucleotide messenger RNA. The record is from the annotation of a GenBank genome assembly. Lineage: Eukaryota; Dinophyceae; Suessiales; Symbiodiniaceae.
GCCCCCGAGCCAGCGCUCUUCCAGCCUUCCGAGCAGUUCGGCGCCACCCAACCUCUUGGAUUCUUUGAUCCGCUGGGGUUUACCAAGGUGGGCGACGAGAAGGGCUUCAGGAAGCUGCGUGUCUCCGAGAUCAAGCAUGGUAGAGUAGCGAUGAUGGCUUCCAUUGGGCUGGUCGCACAGCAUUUCGUGAAGUUCCCCUUCUUCGAGAAUGCUCCCGCUGGCUUCUCCAUCAUGGACAAGGGCGAGGGCGUGCUAGGCUUCUUCGGCAUCUUCCUCGCUUGCGCCCCACUGGAGCUGUGGUGGAGGGAGAACCCUGAAAAAGAGCCGGGCAACUAUGGCGAUCCCUUCGGUGUGAACAUGUACAACGACGAGAUGAGGAUGAAGGAACUGAACAACGGGCGCAUGGCCAUGAUUUCGGUUCUUGGCAUCUUCGCCGCAGAGAUGGCCACCGGCAAGGAUGCCAUGCAGCAGUUCGGCCUCUAG